CAAUUAAGUUGCGAAAUCCAUACUUCCGAUUUGAUUAUUACGAUGAGGAAAAACAAAUUAUAAUUGGAAAUAUUUACCGUAGUAGGACAACACAGCAGGCAUGGCGACCUUUCCAACAGUUACAGGCUUUCUUCAAUUUACUGUUGCCAUCAUCAUCGUCCUUCAGUGUGUUUCACAAACAAACGCUAGUUAUGAAGAUGCACGAUGCAAAUGUGUUUGUGAUUUAGAAAGAAAUGGAACAAAACCAGAACGGACAGUUUAUGUACAAACAGUAGGAAAUCAGGAAUGCAAGUGUGACACUGUGGCACUCCCAAAGAACCCUGAAAUCUUUUGUCCACGAUGUGAAUGUUCCAAGGAGAGUAGAAACACCACAACUAUCAAGGUGGUGGUGAUCUUCAUCAUCUGCGUGGUGUCGCUGCUGAUGGUGUACAUGCUGUUCCUGAUGUGUCUGGACCCUCUGAUUGCACGUCGACCCGCACACUAUCAGGAACAUGCAGACGAGGAGGUGAAUUUGGAUGACCUGAGCAUGCCCCGGAUGUCGCCGCUCGAGACGGCAGCAGCAGCGUCAGCAUCCACGCGGCAGAGGUCAAUCCUCAAUCGCGUGUCCGAUGAGCAGAAGAAGUGGAAGGGGACUGUGAAGGAACAGAGGAAACACAUUUACGACCGCCAUUCCAUGCUGAACUGAAGCCGGCAAGGAAAUAAUGAUCCAGAGCAGAUUAUUGGCUGAAUCUCAACAAGCACUACAUCACUUACCAUCAACCCAGGUGUAGCUUAAAGUACCUUCAGUAUUUCUGGAAGUUGAAUAAAUUGUUACUGUUAGUUAUCAUUGAGGAAAACAUGGUGACGAGUCCAAGAUCUUUCACAGUUAGAGAUGUCUGAGGGUUAAAAUUCCUAUAUUAUGUCAGGGAGUUGAAUACGUUACUUUUAAUUCAAACUGCUGAGGAUAAUAUGAAGGGGAUCCAGGACUUUUCAGUGUUAUUGGUAUACCUGUGUGUAGCUUCAGAUACUUCCCUCCGUGAAGCUAUCAGACUUAUUUAACCUUGUUAUGGCUGUAUGACUGUUAUACUCAACAUCUUCUAAUGAACAUGAUGAAACCACUGAACAUGUUCAAUAUUAUGCAUAUAUUCAAACACAGGUACAGCUUUUCUUCAGAAGGGUGUCCACAAUGUUUUUCAACAUGCUUUUAAAAGUGUUUAAUGAUCUUAUAUCAUUCAUUUGACAAACAAAUUGUGCUUGUGAGCCGCAAAUGAUUC
Haliotis rubra (blacklip abalone) is the source of this 1253-nucleotide messenger RNA. Its product is annotated as proton-transporting V-type ATPase complex assembly regulator TMEM9-like. The transcript is spliced from 5 exons. Bases 101 to 685 code for a protein of 194 amino acids. Lineage: Eukaryota; Metazoa; Mollusca; Gastropoda; Lepetellida; Haliotidae. Gene Ontology annotation, cellular component: lysosomal membrane. The record is from RefSeq and is a predicted model, not a curated record.